AGAAUCGUCCUUUUAUUACCGAAGUGUUUAUUGGUUCCAAGAAGAACUAAACGCACAAUCCAAAGAACCUCUCAUCUUCUCUUCUUCUUAUUCUCUUUCUGUAAUAAAAAAAAGCUUAAACCUUUUCUUGAGUUUCUUUAACCAUGGCAGCUAAUUGCAAAAGGGUUAGCUUCUUGCUCGCUCUGGUAAUGACGGUGGUGGUUACUCUCUGUUCUUCAUUCGUCUCCGGCGAAAAUGAGGUUUCCGAUCUUAAAAUCAGUACCCACUUGAAACGACUCAACAAGCCACCUCUCAAAUCCAUAAAGAGCCCAGAUGGAGAUGUAAUCGACUGUGUCCCAAUCACCGACCAACCAGCUUUAGCUCAUCCUCUGCUCAUUAACCACACUGUCCAGAUGAGUCCAAGUUUCAACCCGGAGAGUGUCUUCAGCGAGAGUAAAGUUUCAUCAAGAACCAAGAAUCAUCAACCUAAUGAUAUAACUCAGCUCUGGCAUGUCAAUGGAAAAUGCCCUGAGAACACAGUUCCCAUCAGAAGAACGACAAAGCAAGAUCUUUACCGAGCCAGUUCUGUCGAGAGUUUCGGUAUGAAGAGUCAGAAAAGUAUCCCUAAGCUCAAAUCUUAUGACACAACUGGUGUCCUUCCACAAAAUGGUCAUCAGCACGCGAUAAUGUAUGUCGAAGAUGGUGUUUUCUACGGUGCUAAAGCCAAGAUUAAUGUAUGGAAUCCAGAUGUGGAGAUGCCUAAUGAGUUUAGCUUGGCUCAGAUUUGGGUUUUGGGUGGAAACUUCAACUCUGAUCUUAACAGUAUUGAAGCUGGCUGGCAGGUGAGUCCACAAUUGUAUGGUGAUAAUCACACAAGGCUCUUCACUUAUUGGACUAGUGAUGCCUACCAAGGCACAGGCUGCUACAAUCUUCUAUGCUCAGGAUUUGUUCAAAUCAAUAGGGAGAUUGCAAUGGGUGGAUCAAUCUCUCCUUUAUCUAGCUAUGGAAAUUCUCAGUAUGACAUUACCAUACUUAUCUGGAAGGACCCAAAAGAAGGACAUUGGUGGUUACAAUUUGGAGAAAAGUACAUAAUGGGAUACUGGCCAGCUUCACUCUUCUCUUACUUAUCAGAAAGUGCAUCAAUGAUUGAAUGGGGAGGUGAAGUUGUGAACUCGCAGUCCGAGGCAGGACAACACACUACCACUCAGAUGGGAAGUGGUCGGUUCGCAGAGGAAGGUUGGGGGAAAGCAAGUUACUUCAAGAACGUUCAAGUAGUUGAUGGAUCUAAUAAAUUGAGAAACCCUGAAAAUCUUCAAGUGUUUACUGAUGAAGAGAACUGUUACAAUGUGAAGAGUGGCAAUGGAGGUUCUUGGGGAAGUCACUUCUACUAUGGGGGUCCUGGUCGAAACCCUAAUUGCCCUUGAGGAGCUGUUUACUUUCUUGCAGUGCACAUCAUUCUAAAUUAAUCAUUAACUUGUAUAAAACAUAUAUUAUAUACACAUUCUUACAUAUAUUGUUUUCAGAUUCACCAGAGUGGAUUAGGGUUUGUUUAUGUCUUGUUUCAGAGUGUUUCUCUGUUUCUAUGGAGUGAAGAGAAGAUCCACUUCUUUAAAGAACAUGGUCCCAUGUGUAUACUGAAAUCUUUAUGAUCA
Molecule: messenger RNA, 1631 nt
Organism: Brassica rapa (field mustard)
Lineage: Eukaryota; Viridiplantae; Streptophyta; Magnoliopsida; Brassicales; Brassicaceae
Source: RefSeq, a predicted model, not a curated record